AUGGCGAGCAGAGGAUUUGAAUUCCCCGUAUCAGUCACUGGGGCUGAUGCACCUACGCCACUCCCCGGCGUAACUGCGACUUACGCCCCUGGUACCCCCUUCAUCGCCAAUGCGGUUUACGCGCCUACGCUUUUCUCUGGUGCCACUGCGGGUUACGCGCCUGCACCAUCCUUCCCCGGCAUUGCGACUUACGCGCCUGCGCCUCUUUUCGUCGGCACUACGGCGUACCCGCCUACGGCUCUCUUCGACGUCCCUACGGUUUGUCCACCUACGCCAUUCUUUGCAAUCCCUUCGCAAUCUUCUGCGCUGGAUGUGGAUUUGUCUUUCCGCACUCCGGGCAUAGCAUUUACUCCACCCACGCCUUCCAACACUCAGGUGGGAAAUCCGCCCACUUCCUCAGCAACUCAAUCCUCCUCUGCAUCUCAACCAUCAAAUGCGUUUUGCACUGUUGCUUCGUGUUCAUCAACCACCACUGCACCUACAAUUACAAUUCCUUUAUCUGGUGAAGGAACUGCGCUAGCACAGACCACUACAUCUGCGGCUGCAACCGUACGAUCAUCUGGGAUAUCAUUUUCAUCAGGACCAACUUCCACUACCAAUUCCGCUGCAUAUCCCCGUUUUACCUUAUCGUCUUCAGAGACAUCUGCAACAACAACUGCAUCUUCAGUAACUGCUAACACUCGAGAGUGCGAUAGGCCCAUGGAAGACAUAUAUGCUGCUAUGGUAGAGAUGGAUCAACUUUAUGGGAGAUUAGCAAGGGCAGAGUUUGUGAGAGGUGUGGCCCUAAUUGAGAGAGACCAAGCUCAAGCAGAACGGAAUAGUCUGCAGAUCCAACCUGAUCAGGCCCGAGAGAGGGAGACACAAAUGCAGAUAAAGAUAGAUGCACUCAAAGCAGAGCAAGAUCGUGUGCUAGGAGAGUUCGAGACACUUCAUCAGAUAGAGAUGCAACAACUAUUUGCUAAGAUAGAUGCACUCAAAGAAGAGCAAGAUCUUAUGCAACAACUAUGUGCUAAGAUAGAUGGACUCAAAACAGAGCAAGAUCGUUUUCGAGGAGAGCUCGAAGAACUUCGUCAGAUGAGAAUAUCAGAUAUACAAGUACCGCAGAGGAUGGAUGCAUUGACAAUGGAGAAUGGUAGCGUGAGAGGCACAAGGGAGAGCAGAAGGGCAUCCAUAGGGAUUCGUUUUGUUAUAGCCUCCAAAUCCUAG
Cryptomeria japonica (Japanese cedar) is the source of this 1206-nucleotide messenger RNA. RefSeq lists its product as uncharacterized. The transcript is spliced from 3 exons. The coding region runs from base 1 to 1206 and encodes 401 amino acids. The record is from RefSeq and is a predicted model, not a curated record. NCBI's taxonomy places the organism in Eukaryota, Viridiplantae, Streptophyta, Pinopsida, Cupressales, Cupressaceae.